This is a messenger RNA of Vicia villosa (hairy vetch), 3322 nucleotides long. RefSeq names its product monosaccharide-sensing protein 2-like. The record is from RefSeq and is a predicted model, not a curated record. Gene Ontology annotation, biological process: transmembrane transport. Gene Ontology annotation, cellular component: membrane. The transcript is spliced from 5 exons. Lineage: Eukaryota; Viridiplantae; Streptophyta; Magnoliopsida; Fabales; Fabaceae. The coding region runs from base 141 to 2141 and encodes 666 amino acids. Gene Ontology annotation, molecular function: myo-inositol:proton symporter activity.
AUUAAGCAUGGUAUUAGCAUACAGUGUUGUAGAACUAUGUAAUAGUUCUAACUGUUUUGGUUAAGAACAUACAAGUAAAUCAAAAGUGUGUUCUAGGUUUGGUUCUUUAGCUGCAUUAUUAAUAUUAACCAAGUACAAUCAUGAGGGAGGUUAUUAUGGUUGCAACUGCUGCUACACUUGGGAAUCUGUUGUUUGGAUGGGAUAGUUCAACCGUUGCAGGUGGAAUGAGAUACAUCAAACAUGAAUUCCACUUAGAAUCUGAUCCAUCACUAGAAGGACUAAUAGUAUCCAUGUCAUUUUUAACCGGAACAAUCGUAACGAUAUUCUCCGGCACAGUUUCCGAUAUGAUCGGAAGGCGUCCGAUGUUAAUAACAUCAUCUCUCAUGUUUUACUUUAGUGGUCUGGUCAUGUUGUGGGCUCCGAAUGUUCCGGUGAUUUUAUUUUCAAGGCUAUUGAGUGGAAUUGGAAUUGCAUUAGCCAUGACUAUAACUCCUCUUUACAUAUCUGAGAUAGCGCCGCCUGAUAUCAGAGGCUUACUCAACACUCUCCCUCAGCUUUCAUGCUCUAUGGGAAUGUUCUUGGCUUAUCUCUUGGUUUUCACUAUUUCCUUGACGGAAUUGCCGAGUUGGCGAGGCAUGCUUUCUGUGGUUUCUGUUUAUUCUGUAGUUUAUUUUUUUCUCGCCGUGUUUUAUCUCCCCGAAUCUCCUCCUUGGCUUGUCAGUAAAGGUAGAAUAUCUGAAGCUAAGAGAGUUCUGCAAAGAAUUCGCCUCGUUGAAGAUGUUUCAGGAGAAUUAGCUUUGUUAGCUGAGGGAAUGAAUCCUGGAGGUGAAUCCAUUAUUGUAGAAGAAUACAUAGUUGCACCAGCAAGUGAACUCAUUUCAUACAAGGAAGCAGGAAAAGAUUGUAUUAAGCUUUAUGGACCUAAUCAAGGAGAAGUUUCAAUGAUUGCGCAACAAGUAACUGGACAAGGUAGUGUGUUAACGCCCGAGGGAAGCAUGUUUUCCAAUGCUUCUUCCAAUCUUAAGGACAAUAUUGUCAAUAUAUUUGAAAGCAUGCACGGAAAUAUUCCCAAAAUGUCGAGUACAAGUCAUAUGGGAGAUCAAGAUAGUGACAACGUGCACGCUCUAUUACUUCCACCUCAAGGUAGUGCUAUGGAGAAGGACAAAAGUAAUGCUGGAGAAAUACCGAUGAACACAGACAUUGGUGGAGGUUGGCAAUUGGCUUAUAAAUCAAUUGAAGCGACGAAUGGUGAAGGUGGAUUGCAAAGGGUUUAUCUGCAUGCAGAUUCUAGUGCAGUGUCACGGCAAGGUUCUGCUUCAACCUCUUUUCAUGACUUGAAUGCAGAUCAAGAUGGUGAAACUUUUCAGGCAGCUGCACUUGUUUGUGAUUCAAUUCAUAUUAAUAAGGAUAUGAAGAUUAAACCAGAAUUUACUCCGAAACGUACAAGUUGGAAAGAUUUGUUAGACCCUGGUGUAAAAAGAGCAUUAGUAGUUGGAAUAGGGCUUCAAGUUCUUCAGCAGGUUUCUGGUAUAAGUGGAUUUGUAUACUAUGCUCCUCAAAUUCUUGACCAAGCAGGAGUUGGAGCACUUUUGUCAGAUUUAGGGAUUAGUUCAGCAUCUUCUUCUAUAUUUGUAAAUGUCAUAACAACAUUCUGCAUGCUUCCUUGUAUAGCUCUUACCAUGAGUGUGAUGGAUAUAUCAGGAAGGAGGUCAAUAUUGUUAUACACAAUACCAAUUCUAAUAGCAUCUCUCAUGAUACUAAUACUCAAAGACUUAUUUCACCUAAGUUCAACCAUGAAUGCAGCAUUAACAGCAAUUUGUGCUAUAGUAUAUGAAAGCAUAUUCUGCAUGGGUUAUGGAGUAAUACCGAAUAUUAUAUGUUCAGAAAUAUUUCCAACAAGUGUACGCGGGUUAUGUAUUUCGAUUUGUUCACUUACAUAUUGGAUAUCUACCUUGAUCAUCACUUCCAUAUUUCCAUUCUUGCUUCAAUUCCUUGGUACUACUGGUGUGUUUGGAUUGUUUGUUGCUGGUUGCAUUGCAUCUUGGAUUUUUAUUUACUUGAAAGUUCCUGAAACAAGGGGUAUGCCUUUAGAAGUUAUCGUUGAGUUUUUCGCUAUUGGUUCAAAGCCUGAAACGCGUUGAUCUGUCAUGCAUCACAAGAAUUCUCAUCACAAGAAGAAGCAGAGAGAGGAUAAAGAAGUAGCAUGAUAUGUUAUGCAACAUUCUGUAAGAUAUUUUAAGAAAAAUUUCUUUGAUACAUUGUAAUUUGUAUUGAUAUAUAAAUACAUUGUAUCAAUGUUGCAACAAAAGAUCAUCCGGCCUAGAGGUGUUAGCUGCUGUCUGUGAAUGUAAGGUUGCAAGAAUCGAGUUCGAGACACGAGGCUUGGGAAGCAAACAGACACACAUGCCACAAAUGUAACAUGUAAGGUUAUAAGAAUCGAGCUCAAGACACAACUCUUGGCAAUUAUUCUAAAUCAUUUCUCUUUCAUUUACAUCAAUUUAAAUCAUCUUAUAUUUCUCUAAUGAAUGAGUAAAGUGUAAGAAAAAAUUUAUAACUUAUUAUCAAAAGAUAAGUUUGUUGUGUUCUUGCAGUUUGUUGUGUUCUUGCAGGAAUUUGUUGCCCAGUCCAUUUGCAUUCAGUAUUUAUAAAUUGAUGGGGAGAAUCGAACUUAAAAGUUAGUGUGGAAACAGAGGCUAUAAAAUUUUCUAAGUGUAAUAUUCAUCACCACUCUCUUUGUUCGAGUAUUGCAUCAUCUUUCCAACAACAAAUAUUCCUAACAAUCUUUUAAGUUGGAUUAUUCUUAAUCAUUGGCUGCAUCAAAUAAAUAAAUGACUUCUAAUCUUGUGAAAUUGAAAAUAUUUGAUGCAGACAACUUCAUCUGCUUACGGAAAAAGAUGAAUUUCCUUCUUGGCAUUUUAAAAGUUAGAGAAGGAAGAAGAAACACUUAUAGCAAAAAUAGAUGCGAAAGUGUAACAACAAUGACUACAUUUGCACAUGGCAUAUCUUCAAGGCUAUGUGAGAAUCCUUGUUCCAUAUCCAUUAAAAUAGUCCAUUCACAAAAGAUUUAUGGGAUAAUCUAGAGUCAAGAUACAUGUAAGAGGUGAAGGGAAUUUGCUAUCUAAAAUGCAACAGAAAACAAAAAUUUUCAUUAAGUUGAUCCUUAUGAAUGAGUAUGAUCAGUGAUAAUUUCACUAUCUCAUGUGGUGAUUACUUGUUGAUACAGAAUCAGAAGAACGAUCAUGAGUGUUGAACAACAAUGCAUCUACUAAGUCCACAGGAAUAGAGUGUCUUUAAUCUCAGUGCUAGCUACUACGAAUGAAGA